Chelonus insularis is the source of this 789-nucleotide messenger RNA. RefSeq names its product ribosomal protein L17 (gene RpL17). Lineage: Eukaryota; Metazoa; Arthropoda; Insecta; Hymenoptera; Braconidae. The coding region runs from base 149 to 706 and encodes 185 amino acids. The record is from RefSeq and is a predicted model, not a curated record. The transcript is spliced from 5 exons. Gene Ontology annotation, cellular component: cytosolic large ribosomal subunit; ribosome. Gene Ontology annotation, molecular function: structural constituent of ribosome. Gene Ontology annotation, biological process: cytoplasmic translation.
CAAAAUCAGAAAUGCUAUGUGGGCACACAAAUAUGUAUGAUGACGUACACUCAGCUUCACUGGCUCCAUCUUUCCGGAAGUGGAUACCGCUGAAACUCUUGAACGCUCAUGUCUUUUCCCUUUAACAUCAUAUUGUCAAAAGGACAUAAUGGGUCGAUAUUCUCGAGAACCGACUAAUACAGCCAAAUCCUGCAAGGCACGGGGUUCUAAUUUACGUGUUCAUUUCAAGAACACUCAUGAAACUGCACGUGCUAUUAAAAAUAUGGCUUUAAGAAGAGCACAAAAAUAUUUAAAAAAUGUUAUUGAACACAAGGAGUGUGUUCCUUUCAGAAGAUUCAAUGGUGGAAUUGGCAGGUGUGCUCAAGCUAAACAAUUCGGCACAACACAAGGAAGAUGGCCCAAAAAAUCAGCUGAAUUUUUACUCCAAUUAUUGAGGAAUGCUGAAUCAAAUGCCGAUUACAAAGGUCUAGAUGUUGAUCGAUUAGUUAUUGAUCAUAUUCAAGUAAACCAUGCUCCUUGUUUACGUAGAAGGACAUACCGAGCUCAUGGCCGAAUUAAUCCUUAUAUGAGUAGUCCCUGUCAUAUAGAAGUUAUUCUCACAGAGAAAGAAGAUGUUGUAACUAAAGCAACAGAAGAAGAACCAUUGAAGAAGAAAUUAAGUAAGAAGAAGCUCGCCCGACAAAAAGAAAAAAUGUUGAGAGAGUAAGUGACUCGACCAUUAUUUUCUAUCAUCAAGUUAUCUUGAUCUGUAUUGUGCAAAGAAAUAAAAAGCACAUUAUUAUUGAUAAA